AUGACCCACAGCGAAGAAUAUGACUCCCUUCUCAGACAGUACCGGGAUCUAGGGAGUGAGUUUGAGCAUUUAUGUUACUCUUCGCGUAACGAGGUGCAAAGACUGACGGAUAUUGUUGAAACUCUUGAGGAACGCGUGCGCUCUCUCGAGGCCGAAAACCAGGCUCUCCGACAACAGCUCCAGACGCGCUACCGUCAGCCAAAAAUUCUUGGCACUGGAGGCUUUGGCACUGUCUACGAGGGACAGCUCGAAGGACGUGUUGUCGCGGUCAAGCGGCAGAAAAUUGAUGAACAUACAAGAACGAAAAUCCAACGCGAAAUCGAUGUACUUCGCCAUUAUGAACACAAGAAUAUCUGCCGCUAUUUAUACAGUAAAUACGAGAUGAUAGACGGCCAUUGGCACUUAGAUAUUUUCAUGAAGAAGUACGAUUUGGAUUUAGCAAAGUUGAUCCGUGACGAGACUCCAACCGCAGAAGAAAAACGUAAAUUACUCAAAGAAAUCGUAGACGGAAUCCAGUAUCUUCACUCCUCGCACUCGAAAAAAGAAAAAAUUAUCCAUCGCGAUUUGAAGCCAGAAAAUAUCCUCAUUCAGAGGGAAAACAAUGGCUAUUCUUGCGCACUAUCAGACUUUGCUUUGAGUAAAAUCACAAAAUCUGAUGACACCAUCGCGAAGGCAACUUCUCACACCUCCUACUGUGGUACUCUCGCUUAUAGCGCGCCUGAAACCCUCUCGAAUAGCGGCGGAAAGUUUCAGAAAGCCAACGAAAAGUCGGAUAUCUAUUCUUUGGGUCUGGUUAUUUACUUCGUGCUGACUGACGGGGGCCAUCCGUUCGGAAAUGAAUGGUACAAAAUUCCACUGGAAGAGCCGUCGCUAGAAGCCGUCAUGGAUUCCAUUUUCAAGCAACUCCUCGAGACUAUGUUAAAAAACGAUCUCACCGAGCGAAUAAGCGUCGAAGCCAUUACCAAGCAUCCCGCUUUCUUCAACGAGAUCGAGAAGCUCGAUUAUAUUGAGAAGUGCUACGAUUUACUCAAGAAUGCAGAUGAAAAUGCUAUCCUAUGCAUGGACUAUCAGUUUGACGAGCUAGACUGGCGCGACCAAAUUUGCAAGCAUCUUCGAAGACAACACCUUGGCCACGCAAAAAAAGGAAAGAUCGUUGACGCCUAUCAACGCACCUUUAUCGACUUGGUGAAAGCUAUCCGCAACAAAUCAGCACAUUUUACCGAAUUUUGCGAGAAAGAAAUCGCCAAUGCAGAAACGCCGACUGUGUUUUCAUCGAGUCCGCUUAUUAAAGAAUCCUUCUGCAAGUAUUGGCUCGACAAGUUUCCGCAAAUAAUUCCAAUUUUGUACUCGUUUCUGUCAAUAUCCUUCCCAACUAGCGAAAAGGGGAAUAGAAACUUUCUUACAGAGCUUUACGGAACCCGUGAAGAUCUCGAAAUCGUCCAGAAGUUUUGCUUCAAAUCAUUUUCAACUCAAGGAAUUCAACGAAUCUCUGAGAAAGAAACCAGUGCAGUCGUUCAGAAUCUCCUUGAGAAUAAAAUAUGCGUGAUCGGCUCAUCAAGCACAUCAUUCGAGCUAAAAUUGAAGAGUUCCAGCAAUGUCACCAAAGAGAUCGUUCGAGAGAAAGAAAAAGUCUCAGCAUUUGACUUUCGUUGCGCUGAAAACUGUCAGAUCGCGUUCGGCUACGAGAGUGGCCUCACUUGCAUUUAUGAUUUUGACGGAAGUUAUAUACUCCAUUUGAAAGGAACCAACGGAGAAUCUUCUCACACAGAAAAAGUUCUCACAAUUAGAUGGUCUCCAGAUGGUUGUUUAGUGGCGUCUGGUGGAAAGGAUGGACGCAUUUGCGUUUGGGAUCGAAAAAAUGGCAAAUACGGCUUUAUAAAAUCCACUCAGAUCAAUGUUGAAGGCUACGCAAAAGAUAUCCACUGGUGCUCCUCGAGACAAUUCAUUAUUUCAGUUGGAAGUUUCACGAUUAUACAAAUCUCUGUUUUCUUGAAUGCAAACGGCGAUGGAGCAAGCGAUCUCUUCUCUUUUAAGAAAGUCGACCUUCGUUCGACAGAACCUCAUUCUAUAUGCCCGGUUGUCGACGAGUUUCAGAAUCUCUCAGACAAAGUUGACAGGACAAGUCUUGACAUUUCUAGUGGUUUAUUGGCUUCCCUCUCGCAGAAUGGCAAUAUUCACGUUUGGAGUCUGUCAGAUCAAACUAAUGAACCAAUUAUUCAUCUUACACUACCUCCAUUUCAAAGCUGCUGCACUAACUCGAAAAGCCCGAAACAGGGUAUCCUCUGGAAAUCCUUUCCUUCUUCAAAGAUCAUUUACCUUGCAUCAAUAUCAAACUGUAGUCUUCGGCUUUGGAUGUUUGAAGAUAAAGAUUCUUUUUCUCCAGAAAAUAUAUUGACCUUCUCUGCUCCUGAUUCAAGUUCCCCUAUUUCGGCGUAUUCAUUCUCGCCAUGUGUUCGUUAUUUCGUUUUCUCCCAUAACUUUUCUGUAUUUAUUAUUUUCCUGAAAGCAGCAGAUCUGCAACCUAUUGAGCUUUUUACUUCACCUGAGCGUAUGCGCAUCGAUGGAUUCGAAUGGCAUACAAGCUCUACUAAACUAUACUUCUGGGGUAAGAAAGGCGCUUUUCUCAUUGACCUCCUGGCGCAAGCGACGUUUUUCAACGCCCAUAUCAACUAUUAA
Molecule: messenger RNA, 2676 nt
Organism: Oikopleura dioica
Lineage: Eukaryota; Metazoa; Chordata; Appendicularia; Copelata; Oikopleuridae
Source: the annotation of a GenBank genome assembly